UCUUAGUGCGCGUGCGUGUGAACGAAAAGGGGGUUAGCUUCUGUCUAGUGUUUAGCAGCUAGUCUCUCCUGUACUGUGCUGUCCCUGCAGCGUUUAAGAUGUACACAGCUAGUGCUGUGUACAAUAUAGAGGUCCCUGCAAGCUAACAUAUGUUUAUUUAUGUAGGAAAACUGCCGACAUUGUUCGACACUAACUGUCAGAAAUGGCUGGGAUUAUUAAAAAGCAAAUCCUGAAACAUUUGUCAAGGUUUACCAAGAAUCUGUCCCCGGACAAAAUCAAUCUGAGUACUCUAAAGGGGGAGGGGCAGUUGUCUAACCUCGAGCUUGAUGAAGAGGUGCUGCAGAACAUGCUUGAUCUGCCUACCUGGCUGGCUGUCACCCGGGUCUACUGCAAUAAAGCUGCCAUCAGGAUACAAUGGACAAAGUUGAAAACAAGCCCCAUCUGCCUGUUCUUAGAUAAGGUAGAGGUAGAGAUGAGGACAUGCGAAGAACCUCGUCCACCCAAUGGCCCCUCUCCCAUAGCUAUAACAGCAGGCCAGAGUGAGUAUGGCUUUGCUGAAAAAGUAGUAGAGGGCAUGUCUGUUCGGAUCAAUUCGAUUACCAUCAAAGUCCAGGCUAAGGCCUUCCAUGCUUCCUUUGAGCUCUGGCAACUACAAGGCAACAGCCUCAACCCCAAAUGGCAACGUAGUGACCUUCGCUACACCCGCAUCACUGACCCAAAGAGAGGAGAGGUGUUGACAUUCAAAGAAAUCAACUGGCAAACUCUGCGAAUUGAGGCAGAUGCCAUUGAGAGUGAUGACCAAGACCUUGGUAGCACCCCUCUAAGACUCAUCACCAACCAGGGACGCAUCCGCAUUGCUCUUAAACGCAGGAUAAAGGAUUGUAAUGUGCUGGCGUCAAAGCUCCUUUUCAUUUUGGAUGACCUUCUGUGGGUGCUGACGGACUCUCAGCUCAAAGCCAUCAUCCAUUAUGCCAAAUCGCUCAGCGAGGCAAUGGAGAAAUCUGCACAGCAGAGAAAGAGCAUGGCUGCCGAAUCCUUGCAGACUGCACCACCAUCUCCUGGCCUCCAGAGCCUGUGGACAGAACCUCAAACUGCUCCUGCAGGCACCCCCAGCAACAUGAGCCAAUACUUUGAUCUCUUUGAUGUCAAGGAGUCUUCUUACCAUACCUUCAUAUCACGCUUAGACUUACACAUAUGCAAUGACAGUUCUUCAAUGGAUGAAGAUGAGCCUCCCCCACCAGGCUUGCAGGGUGCCAUGCAGCUGACCUUCAGGAAGCUAGGUUUUGACUACUAUCCCGUCCACAGACCUGCUGAGGGGUGUCGGCACUGGGAACGUCACAGUGGAGCCAUGGAUGCCCAGGCUCAGUGGGCUGGGAAACUACUACAAGAAUACCAGAGAAGAGUUGAGGCUUCUGGGUUCCCUGGUCCACAUACUGAAAUUUCCCAGUCGGCAAAGGACUCCCCUUCAAAGACAGUACAAGAUGGACAGCCAAGUCCCAAGUCAAAUUCAUCUGAAAAAGAGCAGGCAGCCAGCAAGAGCUCCGCUGCCUCAGGGUCACUGAAGAAGUUGCGGUCUAGCUGUGUGGUGAUCAGGAUGGAUGAUGUGGACAUUCACCAGGUGUCUACAAGAGGCCGACAAAACAAAAAGACACAGUCUUUGCUAUCCUGUAACCGGAAAGCUCAAAGUUUACCAGACAACAUACCAGCAGUUCAUCUGCAGUUUACUGAGUACUACUUUCCUGAUAAUCCCAGUCUACCAGUGCCCACCUCAAACCUGUAUGCCCAGUUAAACAGCCUAAUGCUGUGUGUAGACCCAGCUAGUGUGUUGUGGAUUAAUUUGUUCACCAGGGGACUCCUAUACACCCUGGACCAGGUCAAAGCGUUCUACCAUUUGCAAGACAGUAACAAGUCUGAUGAACAUGUAGACAUCCGCAUGGAUGCAGCUCAGCUUAAGCUCGUAAUUCCCUUGGAUUCAUCCAUAUUGGACCAUCCAGAACGUCCACAGUCCCUGUCUGUCACGAUACCCCAGAUGGUUCUCAGUAACACCCGCCACUGCCCUCAUGGCUCCAAUGUGGACUUAAACAGUACAUGUGAAAAGUUUGCCAGCUGCGCUUUCUUCCAAUCUGUACUACCUUGCCCUUACCCCAGAGACCUGAGUGCCUUCCAGCCCAUUCCUUCCACUUUCCUUCAGCAUGCUCAAGAGCUGGAACCCCAGCCUCUGGACAGAAAGCAGCUACGAUCCCAGGACAUCUGGUCUCUCAGUCUGUCCCGUGUUACGCUAGGCUUUGAUGGAGCACGGCGAUUCCCCAAAGGCAAAACCCAGCCUUUUGUUGAGCCCUUUGCCAUGUCUGUAUGGAUGUGUCAGCCGUGUGCCUUUAAAAGCAGUUCAUUGUCUUCCUCCUCCAGUCCCAGCAGAUCCAAUCAGGCUUCUUCAGAGCAGGAGCCUCAUUGGGAAGAGGCUGCGUAUGCUUCUGUCCACUUCCUGGUCCACACAAUCACACCAGUGAAGAUGUGGCUCAACCACUAUCAGUAUGUUGCACUGCUCAGGAUGAAGGAUGCAAUGGCUCGGUUGUUAGCAGAGUUGGGCCAGGAUAUACGAGAUGUUAAGCAGGCUCAUGACCAGAAGACAAAAACAGCUACAGUUUGUCUUGCCCUUGUUAUGGACUCAGUGGAAUUGGGUCUCCUUUUGCCACCAGCAUGCAGAGAGCCUGAGGAAGAGGUCCCCCACACUCCUGAAACAGACAGCCCCAGUAUAAGUGACUCUGACAUUUCUCCAUCUCAUCACUCAGCUGCUGUUCUUGAUGAUAGUGGGUUAGAAAAUGGCAUCUCCUCCAUCAAUACAGUUACAUUUGAUCAGGAUGAACAAGAUGGGGUGGUAGAGGAGGCUUGUGAGGCUGUGGAGGAGGGGCUGGAGGGGAACAGACUGAUAACACAGGAGGACACCCCUGUUCUCUCUCCUCCCUUCUCACCUGAACAGUCUGUAGUCCUCUCCCGGGAGCCGUCUACCUUUAGCCUUGAGGGAGAGCUAUCGAGUGCCAUUAAUGUCACCAAGGAUGUGACCAAAGAUGCCAUUAGUGCCUCACUGGACCUGACCAAAGGGGCAUUUUCAAUAACAAAAGAUGCCUUUAGCAUGCUGAGUCGUGGCUCGGGGAUGAGCAAAUUGUUCAGUCCACAGGCAAAGGAACAGGUUCAGCGUUCCGAAGAAACUUGCCAACAGUCCAUGAAGCAGUCUCCUUCCCAGCAUUCCUUUGACAGUGCUAUCUUGGAUGGCAGCCUGCCUGAUGAAAAUCUUUCUAUGGAUAGUGAUAGCGACAAUUUUGUUGUUCUCUUGGACUCAGAAUCAGGAAUGGAGUCCAUGCGUCCCAACAGCACGCCUGUGGGCAGCCGAGGCAGCCCAGCCCCAGGGACAGAGGGAGGCUCAUCAGCUGAUCUUAGCAGUUCCCUGUCCCAAAGUACCGAGGAUGUCUCUCAGGACAUGUCCUCAGUGUUGUUGCUGAUCCUGAGUGGAACAGCUUGCACCAUUGAAGUAAAAGGAGAAGACCAAGUUGUGGCUGUUGAAGCACAAACUGUAACUCCUGUACAGAUGGGUAAUGUCAGACUAUCAGACCUGCUUGCUGGGGUCAUUCAAGCACCUGUUUUGCCGGUCCAGAAGGAGGGUAGCAGUGGCUCUCCAGCAUUGUGCAUGCGGGCAGAAAUGGGACCAGCUGCAGCUCAGCGCUCUGCUCUGGCUGAAUCGUUGGGCUUUCUGGAUAUGAGAGUGCAAGACUGUCAGGCUGAAUUGUUAGCCUCGACAGUUGCUAACAUCGGUCCUUUCCUCGAAGAUGAAUUCAGUGUUGAUGGCCAGCCAGUGAAGUUACACAUGAGCAAUGUGACCAUCACAAUGAAGGACGAUGGCCCCAGAAUAUACCCCACAGCCCCUCAACCCGUCCCAGCCACAUUCAUUGUAGAUGAGCUGGUUCUCGAACGUAGCGAUGAUGGCAUCAUGAGAGUCAGAGGAGGUGGAGACUCUAAAGCUGCAGCAGAUGUUCCUAAGGCUGGCUGGGAUAACCCUAACAACUCUUUGACUGUCCAACAGCAGAGUGAGAGACCAACACUGGAGUCAAAGCUCUGUGAGGCAAAGGCUGCACUCACUCAAGCCCUCAGAGAGAAAGAGCGCCUCCUUCUGGAAGUCAGGAAGUAUGAUCCCACAUUUACCCUCUGAAUUUACUCUGUGCUUGACUUCUGAACCUGUCGCUGCUGAGGAAUGGUUAUGGAAUCAGUCAGGCUGAACCUUGGGAGCCAGCAUGACUCAUUCAUGUCUGGACAUCUGACACGUCUCAAAGAUGAUGAAUCCAAGCUGAGUGUUCGGAUUACUUCCCACUUUUUAAUUCAUGAGAUUACAACCAAAAAAAGCCCCUUAUAACAAUUAUUGAAUGGGGAAGUUAGUGAACUAACUUAUAGGUACAUUAAUUGUACUUUUUUUAAAAAAAAAAAACUGUCUAGAUAUUCUUCACUUCUGUACACAACUUUCUUCUGGUUUUUUCCUCAUCCAAAUAAGUGUGGACGGUAAACUUAUUGUGUGGUUUCGGUGUUUGUCAUGUAGCAUGCAAAGGUACAUAUUAUUAAGCUUUAAUUCUCUCUAGUCAUUGUUUGCGUUGCAGAAGUAUUAAAUCACACGCCGCAACCUCUUUUCACAUGCACUGACACUGCCAGACAGCUGCUAGUCCCUCCCAAUACUCCUACAAAACAUGUCAAGCAUGCUGCCUGAACAGUGCUAAUUUACAUGUAGCACAUAUACAUAUUCACAGUCAUCGAGCUAGACGUAGUAAUGAUGAUUGCUUUUAUUUACUGUAAAGUAAAAGAUGACCUUGUGUGUGUGUGUUUUUUUUUUCACUUAGUGGAAAGUGUUAUUUGAAAAGCAAGAAAAAAAUGCACUUAAAAAAAAAAAAAAAAAGCUUACCUCCACUGCUUUCAUGGUGAGCCUGAUUCAUCUCAAUUUCCACCUGGCUAUUUUAUCAGCAGGGGGCCGUGGUUACACACACGGGCCGAGUCAUUCCCUAGUGUAAUAUUUUUGUUUGAGUUGAAAAAUGUUGAUCAUGCUUUUGUGGUACUGUGAAACAGUGUGCUCUGCUUGAAUGUCCGAUGAAGGCAGCGUGCCUUUUACACGGCUGUAGAGAGGUUGGACUUUUCAGUCCAGUUCUCUGGUUGAAAGAGAUCUGAGACUAUACAGCUAGUAAUAGUACAGUACCUAUGGUCUUCAAUUGUUCUGUAGCUUGCCAGGAAACAACUUAGAUUAAUAGUGCUAUUACCUCUGUACACAUGUAUUGUGUAUAAUGGUUAGACAUUGUGGACUUGAAGCUUGUUUUGUGUGUUUUAUUGCCUGUAUGUAUGUGGGUUUUUGUUUGUUUUUCGUUUUUUUUUUAAGAUCUAUUACAUUGUGUUUGAGCCAUAUCAAUCAAAGAAGGUGACAUUUAUUUAAAAAAAACUAUGGUACUGAUAAUCUAAUGCAUAUUCAUCAGAUUUACUACAAAACUGAUACUUGUGUGUUAAAAUCUGUAGUAGAUCAGGAUUAAUCAGGCCAGUUGCAAGUUUAAAUUUGUAUCACUUCCCAUUAUCCAUUCAUAAGUCUGUUACAUAAAUUCAUACUGUGAUUGACUUGUUUAUUCAAGACUGCUUGGAGAAACAUUUCAUGAAGAAAUUGUCAGUUACAUUUUAUCUAAAAGUGUGCUAAUGUCGAAUUAGUGGUGUGUCAUCUUGCCUUUGACAGGAGUUUAUUGGUUGCAUGGCUGUAACAGAAAUCUUCCACUCACUUCCACUCAUAAUGGUCCUUUGGAGACCUCUGGUGGUGGUGACUUGCAAGUGUACACUCCAUUUAAAAUAUUUAUUAUGUCUUUAUUUUUUUAGCAAGUGUGUUUACUUGCAAAUUAUGACUGACAUUGUGUGUUAUUAAAGAGGAAUGUUAGCUGUGGAAGCAAUAGAAAGACACUUGGGUUUAUCCACAAAUAUGACAAAGAACAGUAACACUGCACAUUUUUAAUGUGGAGUUCCAGUUCUUGGAAUGAUUAAUUACCUGUGUAUCACAGUUUUUUUCCCCUUCAGCUGUGUAACUCAAAGCCUCCUCAAUCCAUACGUGUAAUAGCAGAAACUGCCUUUUAACUUCAUUAUCACCUAGAGAUGUGAUAUAUUUCUCAGCUAUUGGUGUUUGCUCUUGCAUGCCUGUAGUAGACACACUUACAUUGGUACGAAAUUGAGCGUGCCGUGCUGGAUGCAUCAUGUAGCUCUGAAGUUUGCCCAGUUUCUUUCUAUUCAGUCAGGCUUCCAUGUUAAGUAGCAUCUGUUCCACUGAAAAACUGGUGCUUUAAGUUAAAUCUGCUCAUAACCUGUUCCAUUAGAGUUCAUUUGCACUUGAGAGCAGGCCAGGGUUUCACUGUAACUGUAACUUUAUUCCCAGUGUGCCAUGCAAAAAGGAAAUGGACAAAGAGUGAUGUGAGACUCACUCCAAAGUGUGGUGUUCUCUCUAGAUGCAUGUACUGAAGUGAUGUUCUGUUGAUUUUGCCUUGUGGAUUACUUACAUCUGUGUGGUCAAUUGGAAAUUGCACUUGUUUUCAUGUAAAUCACUUCAAAUGAUUGCAGAGGAGUAAUUGUAAAAUCUUUUUAAUUGAUGCAAAUGUUUGGACACUUUUUUUUUGGUGAGUUGUGUAGGAUUACAUCGAAUUUUAUAUUGUCAUCACUUAAUUGAGACUAAUUUUAAACUGGUUCUAUGAACCAAAGGUAGUAUGUAGAAAAUAAUUUAAGUAAAAAAAUUGA
This is a messenger RNA of Archocentrus centrarchus (flier cichlid), 6786 nucleotides long. RefSeq names its product bridge-like lipid transfer protein family member 3A (gene bltp3a). Lineage: Eukaryota; Metazoa; Chordata; Actinopteri; Cichliformes; Cichlidae. The record is from RefSeq and is a predicted model, not a curated record. The transcript has 21 exons. Bases 203 to 4201 code for a protein of 1332 amino acids.